AUGAAGUACUUAGCUAUAAUCCUGUCUUUGUGUUUGAUGGCCGUCCAAGCCAGACCAGGUCUUGAUAAUGAUGGUGGUGGUGAGGCAGCUGCUGCCGCUGCUGCUGCUGGUGCUGCUGGUGGUGAUGGUGCUGCAGCCGCUGCUGCCGCUGCUGCCUCUGGGGGUGGUGGUGCUGGCUCAGGUGCUGGUACAGGUACUGGGGGAAAUGAUGCAGGCAAUCGUGGCUCCGACCCAACCGCUGCCAUCGGAGAGGGUAAAAGUGUUGCCACUAACAUAGGAAACGGACUCGUUAACAAAGGUUUAGCCUUUGAAGCUGGACUCGAAGUCGGACUAGGCGCCGGAGUCGUUGCUGGUAUUGCCGCAGGUGCAGAUUUAGCUGGUGGAGCUGCUAAAGACUCAGGAUCGGGCCUUGGUAUUGGAACUGGUCUUGGAUUUGGAGCUGGAACUGGAGCAGGAUUAGGUGCAGGGUCAGGAGCAGGAUCAGGAUCAGGUGCAGGAUCAGGACCAGAUGCAGGGUCAGGUGCAGGGUCAGGAGCAAGAUCAGGAGCGUUAUUAGGUGCAGGAUUAAGUGCAGGAUCAGGAGCGGGAUCAGGAGCAGAAUCAGAUGCUUCGGCGACCUCAGAUAAAGGAAAAGGAACAAUAGCCAAUGCGAAAUCUGGUUCAGGUACCUCAGUGACCUCAGAUAAAGGAAAAGGGUCAAAAGCCAACGCAAAAUCGGGUUCAGGUGCUUCAGCAACCUCAGAUAAAGAAAAAGGAUCCAAAGACAACGCUACAUCAGGUUCAGGAUCUUCAGCGACCUCAGAUAAAGGAAAGGGAACUGGAGCCAAAGCAACAUCGGAUUCUGGGGCAUCAGCAAACUCAGAUAAAGGAAAAGGAUCAGAAGUCAAAGCAACGUCAGGUUCAGAGGCAUCAGCAAAUUCACAUAAAGGAAAAGGAACAGGAGCCAACGCUACAUCGGAUUCAGGCGCUUCAACAACCUCAGAUAAAGGAAAAGGAUCAGAAGCUAACGCAACAUCGGAUUCAGGUGCUUCGGCGACCUCAGAUAAAGGAAAAGGGUCAAAAGCCAACGCAAUAUCGGGUUCAGGUGCUUCAGCAACCUCAGAUAAAGAAAAAGGAUCCAAAGCCAACGCUACAUCAGGUUCAGGAGCUUCAGCGACCUCAGAUAAAGGAAAGGGAACAGGAGCCAAAGCAACAUCGGAUUCUGGGGCAUCAGCAAACUCAGAUAAAGGAAAAGGAUCAGAAGCCAAAGCAACGUCGAGUUCAGAGGCAUCAGCAAAUUCACAUAAAGGAAAAGGAACAGGAGCCAACGCAACAUCGGAUUCUGGGGCAUCAGCAAACUCAGAUAAAGGAAAAGGAUCACAAGCCAAAGCAGCGUCGAGUUCAGAGGCAUCAGCAAAUUCACAUAAAGGAAAAGGAACAGGAGCCAACGCAACAUCGGAUUCUGGGGCAUCAGUAAACUCAGAUAAAGGAAAAGGAUCACAAGCCAAAGCAGCGUCGAGUUCAGAGGCAUCAGCAAAUUCACCUAAAGGAAAAGGAACAGGAGCCAACGCUACAUCCGAUUCAGGCGCUUCAACAACCUCAGAUAAAAGAAAAGGAUCAGAAGCUAACGCAACAUCGGAUUCAGGUGCUUCGGCGACUUCAGAUAAAGGAAAAGGGUCAAAAGCCAACGCAAUAUCGGGUUCAGGUGCUUCAGCAACCUCAGAUAAAGAAAAAGGAUCCAAAGCCAACGCUACAUCAGGUUCAGGAGCUUCAGCGACCUCAGAUAAAGGAAAGGGAACAGGAGCCAAAGCAACAUCGGAUUCUGGGGCAUCAGCAAACUCAGAUAAAGGAAAAGGAUCAGAAGCCAAAGCAACGUCGAGUUCAGAGGCAUCAGCAAAUUCACAUAAAGGAAAAGGAACAGGAGCCAACGCUACAUCGGAUUCAGGCGCUUCAACAACCUCAGAUAAAGAAAAAGGAACACAAGCCAAUGUGACAUCGGGUUCAGGCACCUCAGCGACCUCAGAUAAAGGAAAAGGAUCAGAAACCAACGCAACAUCGAGUUCAGGUGCUUCAGCAACCUCAGAUAAAUUAAAAGGAUCAGAAGCUAACGCAACAUCGGAUUCAGGUGCUUCGGCGACCUCAGAUAAAGGAAAAGGGUCAAAAGCCAACGCAAUAUCGGGUUCAGGUGCUUCAGCAACCUCAGAUAAAGAAAAAGGAUCCAAAGCCAACGCUACAUCAGGUUCAGGAGCUUCAGCGACCUCAGAUAAAGGAAAGGGAACAGGAGCCAAAGCAACAUCGGAUUCUGGGGCAUCAGCAAACUCAGAUAAAGGAAAAGGAUCAGAAGCCAAAGCAACGUCGAGUUCAGAGGCAUCAGCAAAUUCACAUAAAGGAAAAGGAACAGGAGCCAACGCUACAUCGGAUUCAGGCGCUUCAACAACCUCAGAUAAAGAAAAAGGAACACAAGCCAAUGCGACAUCGGGUUCAGGCACCUCAGCGACCUCAGAUAAAGGAAAAGGAUCAGAAACCAACGCAACAUCGAGUUCAGGUGCUUCAGCAACCUCAGAUAAAUUAAAAGGAUCAGAAGCUAACGCAACAUCGGAUUCAGGUGCUUCGGCGACUUCAGAUAAAGGAAAAGGGUCAAAAGCCAACGCAACAUCGGGUUCAGGUGCUUCAGCAACCUCAGAUAAAGAAAAAGGAUCCAAAACCAACGCUACAUCAGGUUCGGGAUCUUCAGCGACGUCAGAUAAAGGAAAGGGAACCGGAGCCAAAGCAACAUCGGAUUCUGGGGCAUCAGCAAACUCAGAUAAAGGAAAAGGAUCAGAAGCCAAAGCAACGUCGAAUUCAGAGGCAUCAGCAAAUUCACAUAAAGGAAAAGGAACAGGAGCCUACGCUACAUCGGAUUCAGGCGCUUCAACAACCUCAGAUAAAGAAAAAGGAACACAAGCCAAUGCGACAUCGGGUUCAGGCACCUCAGCGACCUCAGAUAAAGGAAAAGGAUCAGAAACCAACGCAACAUCGAGUUCAGGUGCUUCAGCAACCUCAGAUAAAUUAAAAGGAUCAGAAGCUAACGCAACAUCGGAUUCAGGUGCUUCGGCGACCUCAGAUAAAGGAAAAGGGUCAAAAGCCAACGCAACAUCGGGUGCAUGUGCUUCAGCAACCUCAGAUAAAGAAAAAGGAUCCAAAACCAACGCUACAUCAGGUUCGGGAUCUUCAGCGACCUCAGAUAAAGGAAAGGGAACCGGAGCCAAAGCAACAUCGGAUUCUGGGGCAUCAGCAAACUCAGAUAAAGGAAAAGAAUCAGAAGCCAAAGCAACGUCGAGUUCAGAGGCAUCAACAAAUUCACAUAAAGGAAAAGGAACAGGAGCCAACGCUACAUCGGAUUCAGGCGCUUCAACAACCUCAGAUAAAGAAAAAAGAUCAGAAACCAACGCAACAUCCGGUUCAGGCGCUUCAGCAAUCUCAGAUAAAGGGAGAGGAUCAGAAGCCAACGUAGCGGAAUCAGGAGCUAAAACUGGAACAGGAAGCGGUCCGGGGGCUGGAGAUAGUUCUAGCGGAGAGUUGGGAUCAGGGUCAGGAAAUGGAUCAGAAACUAGUGGUUCACCGGAAUCAGAAGCGGAAAAAGGAUCUGACAAGACACGUUGUAAUCGUAAACCUUCCGUCUCCAAAGGUGAUAGUGGAGCCGCCAGGAAAUCUUUAAGUCUAGGUAUCUUUAAAGGCCUUAGCGUUGGCGCUGGCGCAUCAUCAGCACAUGGACUCUCCCUA
Molecule: messenger RNA, 3741 nt
Organism: Brenthis ino (lesser marbled fritillary)
Lineage: Eukaryota; Metazoa; Arthropoda; Insecta; Lepidoptera; Nymphalidae
Source: the annotation of a GenBank genome assembly